UGGCGACAAAUUUAAAGUCUUGAAUUGGAUUUGUGUCAAAUAUAAUUUUAAUUGAUAUUAUAGUGUAUUAAAUAUAGUGUUGUAAUGGGUAAUUGUUGGGCUAUAUUUCGACGACGUAGAUUACGUCGUCAUAUAGUUUUAAUACUAAUCGGUUUAGACAACGCGGGUAAAACUAAGACAGUGAAUAAUUUGGCUGGAGAAAAAGAUGAUAAAGUUUUGCCUACGGUUGGUUUUAAAGCUGUUAAUCUAAUACAUAAAGAUACACCCGUGACUAUCUACGAUUUAGGCGGCGGGCCGCAAUUUCGUCAAAUAUGGAGUCAAUAUUACAGCGAAGUGCAUGGAAUCAUUUUUGUUAUUGACUCAAGUGAUUUUCAACGCUUGGACGAAUGCAAAGCUGUUCUCGAAGAAGUUUUAUCACAUGACCGAAUAUCAGGUAAGCCAGUGCUUGUGCUGGCUAAUAAACAGGACAAGGAUGGUGCGCUUGACGACAUCGAUGUUGUUGAGAAGCUCAACAUUGAACCACUGGUCAACAAGUACAGAUGUCCAACAUUAGUUGAAUCUUAUACAGCGUAUCCAACAGAAACCAAAUCUAAGAAGCCGAAAAUUGAUCCCGGUUUACGCAAAGGCUAUCAUUGGCUGUUAAAUUAUAUAGUCCGUAGAUACGGUGAUAUUAAUUUACGUGUACAAACAGACAUACACGCUGACUUAGAGAGACGUAAACGAUUAUUAAAUAGGGCUGCCAAUCGAACUUCACAGACGUUUACAGCUGAAAGUGAUGAUGUGGGUACACAAACAGGUUUUGAAAACCCUAAUUUUGAUCCACAUAGAGUAGAUAGAGAGAAAGAUCUAGAAAAAGGUGUGAUUAUAGUUAAACCUAUUGGAAUUAAACCCAAUAGUUUGGACACAACAAUCACUGUAGAGAGUGUCGAAGAUACGGAUACUAGUGGUAAACCGAAAUUAUCACCGUUGUUUGGACGUAGCAGUAAUAGUACGGUAAACGAGACUGUCCGGAUAGAAUUGGAGCCUAGAAAUGAAUUUAGAAAACUAUCUCCGAUUGUCCGGAAGAAGAGCGCUGGAUCGCAGCCGUUUGAUUUCAAGAAUAGGCCGCAUUCGAGUCCGACGACAAAUAAAAUCAAGGCCAGUCAAAGUACUGUAUCAAAGAAUUCAUCAAUCCAAGAGGACGACAUCAAAGAAGACAUGAUCUUAAAAUACUCGGGUGAUAAUAAAACUUGGGACUCAGGUCUCAAACAUCGAGUUUUUGUCAAAGAUGUGGAACUGUCGCAGAUGCAUAGAGAGAUUGUGCUCACUGAGAGAGAAGGUCAAGUGAAAACUGCAUCAUCAGAUAUAUUGACUUCAGCGACAUUACCACUAAGUGCUAGACCCGCCUCCGCUUCUCAACUGGUGCGUCGUCAGCUGGAGAUCUGCUCACAGCAUAAAAGACGGCUCAGUCUCAGAUAUAUGCAACGUAACAAGACAAGUCCUGAAAGAAUGUCAGCUAUGGUCUAUGAACCGAAGUCUCAAAGACAUCUCGAUAAAGGUGAUUUCCAGCAACCUACGAUAACUAACUGAAUAUGAUGCCAGUGUUGCAAUAAGAGAAGAAAAAAACAGAAUUAUAUGUUAUUCACUCUAAAAUUAUAAGAUUUUUU
Papilio machaon (common yellow swallowtail) is the source of this 1646-nucleotide messenger RNA. RefSeq names its product ADP-ribosylation factor-like protein 13B. The record is from RefSeq and is a predicted model, not a curated record. Gene Ontology annotation, biological process: non-motile cilium assembly; receptor localization to non-motile cilium. Bases 85 to 1569 code for a protein of 494 amino acids. Lineage: Eukaryota; Metazoa; Arthropoda; Insecta; Lepidoptera; Papilionidae. The transcript is spliced from 7 exons. Gene Ontology annotation, molecular function: GTP binding; GTPase activity. Gene Ontology annotation, cellular component: ciliary membrane; non-motile cilium.